AUGAAUGAGGAUGUUGAUGCCAUAAAAUCAAGUUUGAUUUACAAAUUCUCGGGUGAAUUAGUAGUGUAUAAAAGUUAUGACACUAUGAUUGAUGAAUAUUGUGCCGUAUAUCCUACUGAAUUUCUAAACAAACUUUGCCCUGGUGGUAUGAGUCCUCAUGAGCUUGAGCUGAAAGUUAAUAGUCUUGUUAUUCUGUUAAGAAACCUUCUGUCAGCAUCUGUUUUGUGUAAUGGAAUAAGACUCAUAUGCAAGCAGUUUUUCCGUAAUCUCAUUGAGUGUGUUAUUGUUGUUGGACAUAAUAAAGGUCAGCACGUGUUGAUUCCAAGAAUAUCAUUACGUCCAUCAGAUUCAGAAGGCUACCUUUUUCAGUUUCAGAGAAAACAGUUUCCUUUGAAACUUAGUUUUGCAAUGACAAUCAAUAAAGCUCAAGGACAAACACUUAGUCAAGUUGUGGCUUUUUUACCGCGAUCCUGUUUUUCACAUGGACAAUUAUAUGUUGCACUUUCUCCAACUUGUAAAUCAGCUAAUGUCAGUGUAAUAACUGAAGCUAGCACUAAGCAACGGAAGGCGACAGAAGUGAAGAAUAUAGUAUCUUAUGAUAUUCUUGGUUUGGCAGGAAUCAUUUAG
Chenopodium quinoa (quinoa) is the source of this 627-nucleotide messenger RNA. Its product is annotated as ATP-dependent DNA helicase PIF6-like. Bases 1 to 627 code for a protein of 208 amino acids. The record is from RefSeq and is a predicted model, not a curated record. The transcript has a single exon. Lineage: Eukaryota; Viridiplantae; Streptophyta; Magnoliopsida; Caryophyllales; Amaranthaceae.